Messenger RNA from Culicoides brevitarsis, 1834 nucleotides. RefSeq names its product TLC domain-containing protein 3A. The transcript has 5 exons. Gene Ontology annotation, biological process: lipid homeostasis. Lineage: Eukaryota; Metazoa; Arthropoda; Insecta; Diptera; Ceratopogonidae. The record is from RefSeq and is a predicted model, not a curated record. Gene Ontology annotation, cellular component: endoplasmic reticulum; membrane. Bases 131 to 1165 code for a protein of 344 amino acids.
UAAUAAUAAUAAACGUGAGACGGGAGAAGAGCUCCUGAUUUUAUUUGAAUUUUCCUUUUCGUAGACAUCACAUCUAGCGCUUCUCGCAUAUAAUUUGUGUGGCAAUUAUCAUCGCAAGCACGACUGCAACAUGACAUCAUCCGACGCCCUUUAUUCCCUCGCCUACUCGUUCGGUUCCUUCAUCACCGCCACCAGUUCAAUCUACAACUUGCCCUCCGAAGCACGAAUACCGCUGCAAAAGGGCAUUUUCCUCAUCAGUCUCGGCUUCAUCUACUUCACAUCGCUGACGACGUUCUUCAAUAAGCUCUUGCUCGAGACAGCGAGCGGCAUUCGUUUCCAAAAAAAGUACAAUCUGUCAGUGUACAAGGUGCUGGACAUCAGCAACAAACUCGUAUCUGGCGUUCAAGCGAUAUUCUCGAGCGUCGCUGGUCUUCUUGUUUGUAAAUAUUCCUGUACUCGUAAUUUUAUUCGUACGUCAUAUCACCUGUCCGAAGCUUACGCGUACUUUGCUGCUCCGUACUUCAUCUACGACAUGUGGUCGAUGUAUGUCGUUUUCAGCACAAAAACCCGCGAAAAGCUGAAAAAUGCCUCAAAUGGCACGCAAGACACUAAACCCACCAAUACUAAUGGCUGUAACACUUCGCAUUGUAAUUUUCCAUCCGGCGACGUGAUUCCUUCGCUGAAAAACGGACAACUUUCGUGGUUUCGCAGCAACAAAAAUGGCAUGCCAAGUUUCCUCUAUUGGAUCAGCAAAAGUCCCCUCAUGGUUUUCCAUCAUCUUUUCAUCGGCUGGUACGGUUUACUCGUGAUUACGUAUUUGCGUGGCGCUUUGGGCGAUUGCGUGUUGAGUUUCUUCUACAUUAUGGAACUUUCGACGCCUUUUGUGUCACUCCGAUCGAUUUUGGCAACGAUGAAUCUGAAAGAAACGCGACUUUAUGUCAUCAAUGGACUCACGAUGGUGGCAUUUUUCUUCAUUUUUCGCAUCUGUAUUGUCCCGUAUGCGUUUUAUUGGUAUGCCAGUUUCUCUAAUAUUGGAAUUUUUGAGGCUAUCGGAAGACUUCCAAUUCAUUGCAAAAUCAGCAUUAUUUCGAUCACGCUCCCGCAAUUCUACUGGUUCAAACUCAUGGUUAAUGGAGCGAUUAAAGUAUUUAAACCAAAGAAAUAAAGUGGCUUAACUAAAAAUAUUGAAAAUUUUAUAAAAAUAAUUGAGAAAUUUUUUACAAAUACCUUUAAAAAAAGAAGAAAAUAUAUAUUUGUUGAAACUUUUACAAUGAGAAGAAGACGAAGAGAAUGCACAAAGGAUGAAACAACAAAAAAAAUUAAAAAAAAAAUAAUUUCAAAAAAAAAAUCCUAUUUUGGCCUAUAUGCUUUCAAAAUGUGACAAAAAAUAAUUAAAUGGAUGUUAAAUGGACAACAAUAACGAGAAGAACAAUCAAACCUCUCUUUUUAGUCAACAUGGAAUAGCUGUUACUUUUAAUUAUAUUAUUGUCUUAGUCGUUAAGGAAUAAUUUUUAAAACCAAAUUAUAUAAAAAAAAAUGCUUCCGCGAGAGAACAAGAGUCAUAAUUACAUUAAAAAUGUAAAAAAAACGGAUCAAAUCAAAAAAAAAAAAAAUAUAUGAAAAGAGCUUAAUGUUAAAUUUUGUUUUUUUUUUAUAUAAAAAAUAUAAUUAAAUAAUUAAUUAAUAACUUAGUCGUAUGUCGUACUAACAAAAAGAACUAAAUUUUAUCAAAAUGAAAAAAAAACAAUAAAUUACAGUAUUUUUGAUUUUUUUUACAAUUUUAGUCAAAUAAUGUGCUAUUGAAGUGUAUUAUAAAUAAAUAAAUGGAAAUAAA